GCGGCGCUGAGACCGGAGCAGCCGGCAACUCCGGGUCUGGAACCGGGAACCCGCGCUCUGCGGCGGGUGCCGGGCGGCGAUGAAGAUCUGGAGCUCGGAGCACGUGUUCGGCCACCCAUGGGACACGGUCAUCAAGGCUGCUAUGAGGAAGUACCCGAAUCCGAUGAAUCCCUGUGUCGUGGGAGUCGAUGUGCUGGAGCGCAGCGUGGACCGCCGCGGCCGGCUUCACAGCCACCGCCUCCUCAGCACCGAGUGGGGGCUGCCUGCCCUCGUGAAAGCGAUUUUGGGAACCAGUAGGACUUUAACAUACAUCAAAGAACAUUCUGUUGUGGAUCCAGUGGAAAAGAAAAUGGAGCUUUGUUCCACCAAUAUCACGCUCACAAACUUUGUGUCGGUGAACGAGAGGUUGGUGUACACACCCCAUCCGAAGAACCCUGCAAUGACGGUGCUCACCCAGGAAGCCAUCAUCACCGUGAAGGGGAUCAGCCUGGGUAGCUACCUGGAAGGUUUAAUGGCCAACACAAUAUCAUCCAACGCAAAGAAGGGGUGGGCUGCUAUUGAGUGGAUAAUUGAAAAUCCUGAAAGCGCUGUGAGCUAACGGGGUCUGCACCUGCGCCUCAGGAUGAACAUGAUGCCCAAAAAAUCAAAGAGGAAAGAAAGAAAGGAAGAAAGAAGUGAGUCCUGAAUACGAUUCAAGGGCCCAGUCUGGGAGAGGUGUGGAAUCUGCUGGACUCCGCCUCCUGCCUGCUCACAGCCUCCGCCAGGCUCCUCCGAGGUGACCCCAGGACGGGAAGCUCCGUGGUGACCCCAGGACAGGAAGCUCGGCCGAGGUGCAGAAGGAGCUUCUCUGUUGCAGAGGGAGACCCAGAGGAAGAAGACCUCUAACAGGAGGAGGACAGGGGCCAUGAAGCUGCCACUUUGUCAUCCCGAUUGCUCAGCAGGGUCCUGGGAGCCGGCCCUGCCCUCAGCCCAGCCGCCCCCACGCCAGCGUUUAGUCAGACUGUUCUUGUGCCUUUGUCUAUUUUCUCCUUAGCAACCGCUCCCGGCUCUUCCUUGCCAGUUCCUGGGGAAGCACUAAAUAGCUCUUCUCUUCUCAGAUCAAUGCCCGUUUCCCUCCCUUGCCUCUUAAAUAACAGUCUUCAACACCAGUCCCUUCACACAUGUCUGGCUACCAUCUGCCAUCUCAGAUGGUGUUGCCAUGUACCCUUCUCUUCCCCUCAUCACUGCACAAAUCUGCACACGCUAGAGUAGGGGCGUCCACCCCCAACGGUGACGUGUGGUUGACAGUGCCGUGAGCUCUCCGAUCAGAGGCAGAAUUGGUCAGGAGAGCAAAGCUCUGUCCUCGGCCUGCACCUAGUCUGUCCUGCCAUCCUGGGACCGGCGACCCCAAGUGCUGAAGGCCCGUGUCCCUUCCCCCCAUUCAGACCUGUCCUCAGGGAGAGCCACCGCUAUCCUGUCAGCUUGGCGGCGCUUCCCAAAUUGGGAGUUUUCAUUUUCCCAUUUUCAAAAGUAAAAUGUACAAUCUCUUUCAAAUUAUAAAGUCUUUAGAGAAGGCCUCCUCCAUAAAGGAUGGUAGAACUGUG
This is a messenger RNA of Eptesicus fuscus (big brown bat), 1583 nucleotides long. It is a transcript of the gene PRELID3A, whose product is annotated as PRELI domain containing 3A. Gene Ontology annotation, biological process: phospholipid transport. The transcript is spliced from 7 exons. NCBI's taxonomy places the organism in Eukaryota, Metazoa, Chordata, Mammalia, Chiroptera, Vespertilionidae. The record is from RefSeq and is a predicted model, not a curated record. Gene Ontology annotation, molecular function: phosphatidic acid transfer activity. The coding region runs from base 80 to 598 and encodes 172 amino acids. Gene Ontology annotation, cellular component: mitochondrial intermembrane space.